GGAAUAAAUAAUAAAUUUUCUAUAAAAUCAUGCCUUCUGCUUACUUCUUAGUCCUCCUUCUCCUCGUUAACUUGGUCAAAUCUGAUUGAGGGACUACAAAGACAUUGAUUUAAAGAAGUCUUUACUUCAGGCUCCAGUGUCUCUAGCUUCUAUGCAGCUGGCAUGAUACAGGGCCCGAUAUCCGGAGAUGAAUACAUCAUGAUGGAUCAUAGCCAUUCUGGAGGUACUGAUCGUACUGUUCAUGUCAGACAAAAUUAUCUGUCUGAAGAUAUUAUUGGGCCAAGGGAGUAGACUGGUUUUUGAGGUUCAUUGAGUAUACAUUUUUGGUUAAUCAAAUUUUGACCCUUU
Messenger RNA from Moneuplotes crassus, 348 nucleotides. The record is from the annotation of a GenBank genome assembly. Lineage: Eukaryota; Ciliophora; Spirotrichea; Euplotida; Euplotidae.